AUGGAACCACUUUGCGAGUAUUUCAUGUAUUUUCCUGCCGCUCCAAUAUCGAGUCUCUUGGAUCCGGCGGAGUACGCAACUCUUCCGCGGCGAAAUCACGUCUACCUCGGCGAGACCGUCCAGUUCCUGCUGGUACUGCGGUUCCGAGAGGACCGCUCCAGUGGGUUACCUUGGAAGGACCAGCUGGGAUCUCUGUCUGCUGUGGCGAGUGUGUGCGUCGCUGAGAGCCGGCAGCAGAGGCACGGUGAGGGGCAACCAGACCUCCAGAGCAGCUGCAGCGAAGACGACGAGGAAAAAGAUCCAAGCGAGAGGGAGUCCGGAUGCACAGACAGCAACCGGACCUUCAGAGCGUGCAACACGUUUCUCAUUCACAAGAACCCGGCGUCUGAUGGGCGACUGGAUGGGAAGGAAACGGUUAAGUCUGCUCUGGUGUUGGAUGACCAGGUUAUCUUCUGCCUCACAGUCUCUUUGGGCAAGCUGCCAGUGAACACACUCAAAGCCAAGAUCAUGGUGACUGUGUGGAAGCAGGAGGAAGAAAAUGUGGAAGUGAGGGAACAUGGCUACAUGACUCUUCUGCAGCUCAGGAGCCCAACACACACCUUCAGACAGGACCUGAGCACCUUCAAGGCACAGGUCAACACCACCCUGAAUGUUCUGCCACCUCCCAGCGUCCAGUGUCAGCAGCUGACUGUUUCUGGAAAACACGUGACUGUUCUUAAAGUGGUGAACUGCAGCUCUCAGGAGGAGAUGUGUGUAAGAGACAUGAAGAUCCUUCCCAACUAUAACUUGUCCUAUCUCCCGAUGAUGCCAGAUGGUUCAGUGCUCAUAGUUGACAAUGCGUGCCACCAAUCAGCUGAGGUGACCAUGGCGUCAUUCUAUCGGAUAGAUAGUGAGUCAUCACGCUUACCAAGCACGCUCAGUGCGCUGGAGCAACAGAACUUUCUAUUUCAGCUGCAGCUUCAAAACAAACCAGAAGAGGACUCCAGUGAGGGGUCAAAUGUCGAUAUGCUCCAUGUCAUCUGCUGGUGUUGGUCCACUGUGCCGCUAUCAAAAUAUAUUUCUAGUUAUUACUCGUUUCCCAGUAUUCGCUUGGAUCGUCCUCAGCUGGUGAUGACAGCUUCCUGUCCAAGGGCAGUCAGGCCUUCGGAGCACUUCUGGGUAAAAUACACCCUCCUGAACAACUUGCAGGACUUUGCCGUCCAUCUGAUCUGGAAUUCUGAAGAGUUAAGCCAACAUAUGAAACUGAAGCUUCAGCUCACAGCUACUGUGUCCACUCAUCCUCCUCGAUCACCCCUGAAGAAAUCUCCAUUAUCGUCAAGCUUGGUAGCCGGUGAGCUUCUAGAGACACGUACCCUGGGCCGAUCUCAGAGCUUCUCCCACCAACAAUCGGCCAGAUCAAACCAUGUUAGGACAGGCAGUGUGAUGGAGCAUCGGGCAAUCACACCACUUAUGGGACCUUCAAUGGGCAAAGCCAGCCAGCUUCCCCCUGACCAAACCCUCAUCUCACUGGACAAAAUAGCCAAGAGAAAAUGUAAAGUGUUGGUGCUGGAACAUGUCCAAGAGGCAUACUGCAGGUAA
Platichthys flesus (European flounder) is the source of this 1578-nucleotide messenger RNA. RefSeq names its product trafficking protein particle complex subunit 14 (gene trappc14). The coding region runs from base 1 to 1578 and encodes 525 amino acids. Gene Ontology annotation, cellular component: TRAPPII protein complex. Gene Ontology annotation, biological process: cilium assembly. NCBI's taxonomy places the organism in Eukaryota, Metazoa, Chordata, Actinopteri, Pleuronectiformes, Pleuronectidae. The transcript is spliced from 12 exons. Gene Ontology annotation, molecular function: alpha-tubulin binding. The record is from RefSeq and is a predicted model, not a curated record.